AGUUACGUUAUGUAAGUCAGCAGACUAGUAGUGUUGAGUGCUGUAUAUUAAAUAUUAUAUUACACACAAAUAAAUAAAUAUAAUUUAUAUAUGUUAUCAUUGUUCUUACGAGUAACGAAAGUAAUAAAAUGCGUUAUAUACAUAUCUGGAAAGCAAUCGGUGCUUUGAUUUUUGUGAAUUAUUGUCAGGCACUUGAGCAAGAAAUUGGUGAUGAGUGUACAAACAAAAAUGGUAUUGUCGGAUUUUGUCAAUAUAGAAGUAAAUGUUUCAGAGAUGCUGAUUUAGGAGCUAUAUGUAAUUCUGAACAAACUAUUAUAUGUUGUGCUAAAAAUGUUUUGAAAAACAAACAUUUUGUUUCAAGUAAUGAUCAAAAAGAAGAUCGGUCAAUACAACCUCCAUUAAACUUUAAUCCUGACUUCUUUCAUGCACCUAUAUUACAGCAAAAUCCAAUUACAAAUAUAAAUUUUUUUGACUAUCAAAAACAAAAAAAUCCCAAUUUCAUAGGCAAUGUUUUACAUCAAAGUUUAAAUACUAUGGAGUUUAUUGAAGACAGACCUUAUCAAAACUAUGAACAAGAUGUAGUUAUAAGACCUAAUAAAAAUAGAACUACAUCUAUUAGACCAACAAUUGAACAUGGGUUUUAUAGCAGUAAUAAUAAACCAAAUUCAAACAAUGAAAAUAUAUUUGGCCAUGACCAAACCACUAACAUACCUCAAAAUUAUUAUAAUUAUCCUAAUUAUGAAACACAGAGACCUGCAAGUCAAAAUAAUAAUUUCAAUCGACCAUACUAUGAAACAUACUUACAAAAUCAAAAUAAUAAUAAAUAUCAAAGUUCUGUAUCUCAAAGACCGAAUUAUAAUCAAUAUGAUAAUCAACCAUACCAAGGAGCAUACCAAUCAAAUCAAAAUAGUAGACCAAAUUAUUAUACAACCACUAAAAAACCAGAGAAUAUUUAUAGCUUAGGAAAUAAUGAAAAUAAUUCACCACUUCCAAACAGUCAAAUUAAUCAUAGUGGUUAUGAAGAAAAUAAGAGGCCUAAACAAAAUCCUAAUUAUCAUAAAACUAGUAGCAGUAUAUUGUUUCCUGACGAUGAACUUGACACAAAAUUUACAACAACCACCAAAAAAUAUUAUGAAUAUCAAGAUAGCUCAAAUGCAAAUAGAAAACGCAUCAGUGAAAAAAAAUGUGAAGAAUAUUCCAAAACACUGAGAACAACUGUUUCUGUAUUACCUCUUGCGAUUGACACAGCAUCGAAACCAGUAUCAAUAGAAAAAUGUGAUUCAAAAGGUGUUGGAUUAAUUGUCGGUGGAGCUAAGUCUGAAUUAGGAGAAUUUCCACACAUGGUGGCAGUAGGUUUCCGCACAAGCUUUGGAAAUCCAUGGAAUUGUGGUGGUACUUUAAUAAGUGACCAAUUUGUGUUAACAGCUGCUCAUUGUACGCAUAGCACACUAGGUACUCCAGUACGAGUAAGAUUAGGAGAUCUGAAUUUACAAAAUGAUAACGAUGGAGCUCAUCCAGUAGAAUUUUUGGUGAAUGAAAUCAUUAUACAUCCUAAUUACAAUAAAACAUCUAAAUAUAAUGAUAUUGCAUUAUUACGUUUGGAUAACACAGUUAAGUUUAAUGACCACAUUCGACCAGCUUGUCUUAACAACAAUGAAAAUAUCAAUUAUUCUCAUAAAGUUACUGCCACUGGAUGGGGAAGCAUUGAAUAUGGCGAUCGUUCAAGUGAUGAUUUAUUAAAAGUAGAUUUAGACUUAAUAGAUAAUCGGCAGUGUAACAAAUUAUAUGAAGCAGAAAGCAAAACAAGAACCUUAAGUAGAGGUAUUAUAGAUUCUAUGUUGUGUGCUGGAGAUUUAGCAGGAGGACAUGAUACUUGUUUGGGUGAUUCUGGUGGACCACUUGUAAUAAGAUCAGAAAAAAAUGCAUGUGUUUUCAAUUUAAUUGGGAUAACAUCAUUUGGAAAAUUUUGUGCAACAGAAAAUUCACCUGGUGUAUACACUAAAGUUUCAGCAUUUUUACCAUGGAUAGAACAAAUUGUUUGGCCCUAA
This is a messenger RNA of Melanaphis sacchari, 2048 nucleotides long. Its product is annotated as serine protease Hayan-like. NCBI's taxonomy places the organism in Eukaryota, Metazoa, Arthropoda, Insecta, Hemiptera, Aphididae. The record is from RefSeq and is a predicted model, not a curated record. Gene Ontology annotation, molecular function: serine-type endopeptidase activity. Gene Ontology annotation, biological process: proteolysis. Bases 129 to 2048 code for a protein of 639 amino acids. The transcript has 7 exons.